Messenger RNA from Vespa crabro (European hornet), 3866 nucleotides. RefSeq names its product GPI inositol-deacylase (gene PGAP1). Gene Ontology annotation, biological process: GPI anchor metabolic process; endoplasmic reticulum to Golgi vesicle-mediated transport. The transcript has 10 exons. The record is from RefSeq and is a predicted model, not a curated record. Lineage: Eukaryota; Metazoa; Arthropoda; Insecta; Hymenoptera; Vespidae. Gene Ontology annotation, cellular component: endoplasmic reticulum. Gene Ontology annotation, molecular function: phosphatidylinositol deacylase activity. The coding region runs from base 1001 to 3706 and encodes 901 amino acids.
AUUAAAUCAUUAAAUUAUUAGAGAUUUAUAUUGGAUAUGACAUUUUCUAAUAACCGGUCUUUUGUAUUCUGACUCUGAAGAAUGAUGAUAUUAAACCCAUGAAAGCACUUUGCUAUAGUAUAAGAAAGUUCAUGACAUUCUCACGGUUAUUUCAUAUCGCAUACGUUCGAAUCGAAAAAUACGUGACUCGUAGUUGAGUUAUGCAAUAUAAAAUAUAUAAAUAUACACAAGUGUUCAAACAAAUUAAUUGAUUAAUACUGACACUUCAAUUUUAAGUAAAUUAAAAUGAAUUUUAAAAAUUAUCAUGAUCGGUCCAUUUUAUUUACUAUCGUCUAGAUUGAUCUGCACCAAUCUUCAUACAAAUAACUAUCGUACCAAUCAUCUUAAAAUUUGAUUUAAAACUAGUCUUUUUUAAUCCGACUUUGAAGAAUAGUGAUAUUGAAAGCGUGAAAGUACUAUAAUAUAAGAAAGUUCACGAUAGUCUCACGUUUAUUUCAUAUUGCAUACGUUCGAAUUAGAUGAUGCGUGAGAUGCAAUAAAAAAUUUAUAAAAAAUAUAUUUAAACAAAUUAAUUAAUUCAUGUUGAAAUUUGAAUUUCAAAUAAAUUUAAAAUGAAUUUUAGGAAUUGUUAUGAUCAGUCCGUUCUAUGAUCGUCUUCAUUGGUCUGUACCAAAUUUCAUAUAAAUAACUAAUACUCUUAAAAAAACUGUAAUACUCUUAAAAUAUAGUUAAAAGUAUGUUCUUGAUACUUUCAAAUAUAUCGUUGUUAGAUUAUUUAAAUCUUGUAAAAAAUGUUGAGAAAGUCCAAAGUGAUAAUUAAUAAAUGUCAAAAUCUUUGACAUGUGUUAAAAAGUAUGGAAAGGUUAAUGUAAAUCAGUGAAAUGUUGAAAUUAUUUUAAAAUUUGAUUAAGAUUUAUUUAAAAAAAAAAUAUAUAUAUAUAUAGACACAUAUAUACAUACAUAUAUAUUUAUAUAUAUAUAUAUAAAAUAAUAAUAAAAAAUGAUUUUUCUAAAGUCUGUUCUAUUUUACUGUUCAGUAGUUAUAUUAUUCUUAUUUUUAUUAUUAUUGUACAUCCUUGGAGGUGUGCGAUACAUUACUGAUUUUGAGGAAAAUACUUGUGAAAUGACUUAUAUGUUCGAAUAUCCGCAAUAUGUGAGAAUUGCUUUGGACGAUAAUAUAGAGAACAAAUAUCCACGAUUUGGAUUAUAUGCAUAUGGAGAAGGUUUUGUUACAGAAAAACUUAGAAGAAUGUAUUUUACAGGAAUACCUGUUCUUUUUAUUCCUGGAAAUGCAGGAUCUCAUGAACAAGUAAGAUCUAUUGCUUCUGUCAGUUUGAGAAAAAGUCAAAAAAAUCGAACACCCUUUCACUUUGACUUUUUCACCGUAUCAUUGGGUAGAGAUUAUUCUGCUUUAUAUGGAGGUGUAUUGAUGGAAGAAACUAUGUAUGUUUUCCAUUGCAUAAACAAAAUUUUAAGUCUGUAUAAAGGAAACAUGGAUAAUGUUAUACUUAUUGGUCAUUCUAUGGGAGGAAUCAUAGCCAAAGGAGCUAUUUUAUUAGUUCCAAAUGCAAAACCGAGUACUGUCAGUAUUAUUAUCAACUUAGCAACCCCUUCUGUGCCGUCGCUAGUAUUUGAUAAUACUUUUGCCACUUAUUAUUAUAAUUUAGAGAAAAAAGCAAAUCAAAUUAAAGAAGCCGGGAUAACAGUCGUAUCAAUUACUGGAGGACCAAGAGACAUUGUUGUACCAGCAAAUCAAGCCAUAGAUCCUACAGCAGAUAUAAAUAUUCUUACUACAAGUAUACCAGAUGUUUGGAAAUCUACCGAUCAUCUUUGUAUUCUAUGGUGCAAACAAUUGGUGCUCUCUAUUGUGAGAUUUUUAUUUGAUAGUGUUGAUUAUACAAAAAAACCAGCUCAAAUUUAUAAUGAGCCUGCUCGUAAAUUGGAAGCCUUAUCUUAUCAUUUUUUACAUAGAAGUUCAGGAAAAAGAUUAUAUCAUUUUAAAGAAAAAUUUAAUUUUGAUAAAAAUGGUGAAUGGAUAGAAAAUAUACAAAGGCAAUACACAUGGGAGAGUAAAGUUAAUAGUUCUAGAAAAGGUUCUACAUAUUUAAUGAUUAGACUUACAGAUCCACGUGAUCAUUUGACAAUUGAGACAAUAAACUUAGAAACAAAAGAUUGGCUCUUUGUUUGUUCUGCAUCAAAUUUGCAAGGCUAUUCUAGAGUGUGUGAUUGGGGCUGGAAUCUUACAAAUAGGACAAGAAUGGCUCCAGAUUAUUUUCACAAACUCAGACGUGUUGUUGAUUUAGAUACACAAGAAAUUAAAUAUCCACAUAUGACACAUAUUAUUAUUAGAAUGACCUCGGAAGACUUAGAAAACAAUGUUAUAGUUACCAUUGAUGCAUACUCUCGUGAAAAAAGAAUUUUGCCUAUUAAAAGUAGGAUUUGGUCUAUUACAAAUCUUUUUAAUUCUAAUUUAUUUGGUCUGAUGAACUUUGGGCCUGGUCAAACAAGAUAUUAUAUAACUCUAGAUAAAAUAAAUGCAAUAAGUGUGGAGCUUAAAAAUAUUGAAUGCAAGAAUAUUAAAGGACCAGUUCACACUAGUAUUGAAUUAUUAGAACCAUGGAAUUCUGGCGCUAGUCAAACUAUAUUUUUAACUGAAAUAGAUAACGGACCCAAAACUAUGAAAGUGCAGACACAUUACAACUACGACACCAAUGUUUCUGCAAUAUUAAGGUUGACUUUAGAACCGAAAUGCGCAUAUAAAUUUAACAUUAAAGAAAGUGGCAUAAUAGAUCAAAUUUCUUGUUUAGUGAGAGAUCGCUGGUCCAUUCUUCAUAUAAUUAUUAUAAGUUUACUUUUAAUAAUAAUAUCGUUGCGAAUAGAUAGCGAUAAAAAUGUGAUUCCACCAUUGAUUGUUACAAUGGCUUUAUGUAUUAACUUUGGUCUUGUUUUCGAAAGCUGUGUGGCUUUGACCAUCAUUUGUCUAUUUGCUAUAGGUACAUGCUGUUCUGUUAUUUUCCUUGGUUCAUUAGCACAUGGUAUAGCUGUAAGAUUUUUAGCACGUGCAAUAGCAUUUUCAGUAACAUGGGCUGACUGGUUACUUGGUGGAUUGAAUCAACUGCCAUUCUUCACAACAAUUCUUGUCAUAUCUUUAGUUCCAGCAACAUGUGGAGCAUUAUCUAUGAUUAUCUCAGUAUUUUUGCACUUUUUAAAAUUAACGAGAAUGUAUGAAGAUUAUUUAGAAGAAUUAUUAAUGUCCUGCUUACAACAUUUUACCAUUGGUAGAGUUUUUAGGAGUAGAACAAAAACAGAAGUUACAAGAACAAAUGAAAAUACUCAGCAAAAAAUAAUAGAUUACAUGAUUCUUUUUAUUUUAUUGAGUUUCACUGCUAUCUCUGCUAUACCAUCUGUUCUUGUGUGGGCAAAAAAUUUCAGUUAUAAUACACGAUUAUUAACAGAAGAUUCUAUACUUCUUGUUAGUUGGGAAGUUCUAGCUGUAUGCAGCACUCUUGAACUUGUAAAAAUAUCUUCAAAAUCUUCAGAAUCAUGGAUAUUAAGCAAUAUAUUACGAUUUUUAAGUUGGAUUAUGCUUUCUACAGCAGCAACUGUUCGCCCAUCCUUUUAUCAAUGGUUUAUUCCACCUUCUGUGGCAAUAGUUACAGCUAUUCUUUCUCUUCAUUGUAUUAUUAAUGACAGAUUAAACUCAUAAUAUAUGAAAUAAGUAGAUGAACUAUUUAUGAAAAUAUUAACAGAGGAAAUAAAAAAAUCUGAACUGUAUCAUAAAAUAAAUGAUUUUACUUAUUAUUCGUGAAAAAAAAUUAGAUAUACAUAUUCAAUAGUCAAACUUAUAACCUUAUGAGUGCAUAAAA